AUGUUCAAACGUCUUGCACUUGGCCUGUUGGCCGUUCAGUCCGUGGCUGCUACACGCUUUGCUAUGUACAUCGACGAAUGGCAUGCAACCGAUCUCCCAAGCCAGGACAAGACCGAGGGCAUUGACUAUGCGAUCAUGAGCUUCGCUGCCUCGAAGCUAUUCAAUUCCGACUCGCCCGAGGCGUACAAGCCAUUCGAGUCCCCCGAGACCAUGCGCAAGCGCUUCAGCCCCGAUACCAAGCUAAUGGUCGCCAUUGGUGGCUGGGGUGAUACCGCUGGCUUCUCUGAGGGAGCAAAGGACGAGGCUUCGCGCACCCGAUAUGCUAAGAACGUCGCUUCGAUGCUUGACGCACAUGGAUUCGAUGGUGUCGAUAUCGACUGGGAGUAUCCUGGCGGUAACGGCCAAGACUACAAAGACACGCCGAACUCCAAGAAGGUGGGCGAGAUUGAAACCUACCCUCUCUUCCUGGAAGCUAUCCGCGAAGCAAUCGGCGACAAGGUCCUUUCUAUCGCAGUCCCUGGCCGUAAGCAGGACUUCAUUGCCUUCACCAAGGAGCAGGGUCCCAAGAUCUUCAAGUCUGUCGAUAUGGUCAACGUGAUGACUUACGAUCUGGUUAACCGCCGUGAUAACGUUACCGACCACGCUAGCGGUGUUCAAAACUCUCUGGACACUAUCAACGAGUACCUCGCUAUUGGGGCUGAUCCCGCAAAGCUAAAUCUCGGCUUCGCGUACUACGCUAAGUGGUUCACCACCGACCCCGACUCCGACUGUGAUGAGAACCCUCUCGGCUGCCAUCUCGUCAAGCUCGAGAACGACGAUGGAACCGACAAUGGCAAGUCCGGUGCUUUGACUUUCGAGGCUAGCAACGCUGCUGCUGCGCCUAAGGAUCUGAAAGACAGCACCAAUGGAUUGUGUGGAUUCGGAGCUAAGGCCAAGUGCCCAUCAGGACAGUGCUGCAGUUCUUCCGGCUACUGUGGUACUACUGAUGAAUUCUGCCAGGCUGGUUGUCUCUCGGACUACGGUACUUGCAAGGGUAUCUCUAUCACCGACUCAUGGCGCAAGGCCCAGAAGGAUGGCAAGGCCGACGCGGAGGGAGGUGGUCAGUACUACUUCGAUAGUGAGAACAACCUCUUCUGGACCUGGGAUACCCCCGAGUUUAUUGCCCGCAAGUUCGAGGAAAUCGUCGCGGAGAAGAAGCUUGGUGGUGUCAUGGCUUGGAGCUUGGGAGAGGAUACCUACAAGUUCGAGCACGUGCAGGCUAUGCAGAAGGGUCUUGAGUCGCAAGGCUGA
Molecule: messenger RNA, 1290 nt
Organism: Penicillium crustosum
Lineage: Eukaryota; Fungi; Ascomycota; Eurotiomycetes; Eurotiales; Aspergillaceae
Exons: 4
Coding region: 1-1290 (429 amino acids)
Biological process (GO): chitin catabolic process; carbohydrate metabolic process
Cellular component (GO): extracellular region
Molecular function (GO): chitinase activity; chitin binding
Source: RefSeq, a predicted model, not a curated record